CCUUCCCCAGCUUCUUCCUCCGUCCUAAUCCUCACCCUUCCCCUCGUGCAGAUGCAGUCCAGCACACCCCUGACUUCCGCCCACAACUAUAUGCCUCCCCUGCACCACGCAUGCCGCGCUUCCUCCCCGGCAACACGAGCAACAACGAUACGACCGGUCUCGAGCGACCUCUCGGCAACCCUCGCGUCGAGGAAUAUGUCUUCCCCAUCCUGAUCGCGCUGGCGUGGUGCAAUGCCCUCGAACUCGUGGUGCUGUGCUUCAACACCUUCAAACGCUACGAGGGCCCUUACUUCUGGAGUCUCCUGGUCGCCUCCCUCUCCAUCAUCCCCUUCGGCCUGGGCUACCUCCUCAAGAUGUUCGAUCUCACGGCCACGCACUUCUACCUGGAGAUCGCCCUGUCCGACCUCGGCUGGGCCGGCAUGGUCACCGGCCAGUCCCUUGUGCUCUGGUCGCGCCUGCACCUGGUCCUCCACAACGCGCCGCGCUUCCUGCACGCGCUGUUCUGGCUCAUCGUCCUCGACGGGCUGCUGCUGCAUAGUAGCGCCACCGCCCUCGAGUUCGCGACCAACGCCCUCCCGCACUCCCCGUCGGUGACCUUGGGGUUCGGCGUCAUUGAACGCAUCCAGGUGGUCUGGUUCUGCCUGCAGGAGUUGGUCCUGUCCGGGGUGUAUAUCUUCGAGACGGCGCGGCUGCUCAAGUUGGAUGCUGGGGGUGGGAGUCGUUCGCGGCGUCUGUUAUCGCAGUUGCUGGUGGUGAAUGUGGCGAUUGUGGUGCUGGAUGUUUCGGUGGUCGCGAUUCAGUAUGCGGGAUAUUUUACCUUCCAGGUUACCUUCAAGGCGUUGGCGUAUAGUAUUAAGUUGAAGCUCGAUAAAUCAGAGGAACAGUUACAAUUCGCGAACAUUUAG
This is a messenger RNA of Aspergillus saccharolyticus JOP 1030-1, 905 nucleotides long. RefSeq lists its product as uncharacterized. The coding region runs from base 111 to 905 and encodes 264 amino acids. Lineage: Eukaryota; Fungi; Ascomycota; Eurotiomycetes; Eurotiales; Aspergillaceae. The transcript is spliced from 2 exons. The record is from RefSeq and is a predicted model, not a curated record.